Molecule: messenger RNA, 5415 nt
Organism: Ogataea angusta
Lineage: Eukaryota; Fungi; Ascomycota; Pichiomycetes; Pichiales; Pichiaceae
Exons: 1
Coding region: 1-5415 (1804 amino acids)
Biological process (GO): protein ubiquitination; ubiquitin-dependent protein catabolic process via the N-end rule pathway
Cellular component (GO): ubiquitin ligase complex; cytoplasm
Molecular function (GO): ubiquitin protein ligase activity; zinc ion binding
Source: RefSeq, a predicted model, not a curated record
AUGGCACAGCCAGACGGCGCCCAGACAUUGCGCCGGUUUCUUGCCGGACUGCCACGGUCUAAUGACUACAAGUUCACCAACCAGGUCAGAUCGCUGAUUCGGUCGACAUUGAAUAAAAUGGCCGGGCUUGAUGAUUUCCAGCUGAAAGUCGAUCCUGACGUGCACAAUCACUUCAAUCGCCCCUGUGGACGCAAAUUCCAGCGUGGAGAAGCUUGCUAUAGAUGUCUUACCUGUGGCUUUGACGAAACGUGUGCCCUGUGUUCUUAUUGCUUCCAACCCCAGCAUCAUCAAAACCAUCAGGUUCAUAAGAGUAUCAUACAACGAGAGACAAAUGGCUGCUGCGACUGCGGAGACCCCGAGGCAUAUGGAUCGUUGAAAUGUGACUUGUCGAAGAACCAAAUAAUGGAGCAGACUCCUUGCACGCCUGAAUUUGAGGCCACCAUCAGCAUUGCUCUCGAUUAUAUUUUGGACGUCAUGAUGCACUCUUAUGCAUGCAUUUUGCCCCCUAAAACACGUCUGGACGUGUUGCACUGGUCAGAACUAUCCGAAUUGGACUACCAUCUUUAUGGAGUCAAGGACGAAAACUCGUACAAGUUUGCGUUGGUUCUCUACAAUGACCAAAUACAUCAGUAUAGGGACGCUGUGCAACGCGUGAGGUUCGCUACAGGGAAGGUGAUCGAGUUUGCAGAAAUGGUGGUGUCCAAGUGCAACUCUUUUGGUAAAGCAGUGGUGAUGAUCUCGACGGACAUUGAUUUCUUGCUGAAAAAACAAUCUAUCCUCACGUCUACUGGGCUGACCGCUUGUAUCCGCAGUUGUAGAGAUGUCUUCAAGGAGAACGUUUGCGACGAGCUGAUUAUGUGGAUAUCAGACCUCACCAACUCAAUGAUUGUGAAGAAUAACAUGAACUACCAAGACGUCAUUUGCAUAGCAUUUCUCAGCAGAUACAACCGUGGGUACAAAGAUUUGCCGGUGUCUGUCCAGGAAUUGAAGCUUCAGGAUUAUAACCUCAAUCGCGAAAACUAUGACGGUGCGUUACCAAAAGACACUUUGGUAUAUUACAAGUUCCAAACUCACUAUACGCCAUUGAAAUAUGAAUGGGAGAUCCCUUCGGAGAUAUUAAAACAAUGUCAAUAUUCCAAUCUUUCUCUUCUGGGAAGUGGCAAGAAUUAUGUUCACUUUGAGGGAUCUAGAUUUCAGUAUCUAGCAUAUUUUGACAUUAGAUUCUGCAAGACUAUCCGAACGAAACUGCACGACAUUUACGUUUCAGUCAUCAUUAAUGACCUGAAGUACAAGCUUCUGUUUACCGCACAAUAUGUUGACAUAUACGUGGACCUUACAACAAUGUUUCUGUCGCUCGAUCGGGAACCAGAGUAUUCAUUAUUGCCGAUGCUCUCGCCUCAACUUUUCACCUGUCCAUCAAAUUGUACCGCCAUUGUGAAACAUGGAGAUAUGUGCAAAAUGAUAGAAAUGGUUGAUUACUAUGUGCGAACAGGGUUCACCAAGGCAAAUCAUUCGCAAUACUCUUCCAAUAAGACUGGGCUACUGUACUUCUCAUUGAAGAAUCGCAAAUGGGGUCAUAUUUUUCUAGAUAUGACGUACAUCAUUAGCAGAAACCAGAUCAACGACAAUCUAUUCUCAUAUCUGCCAUACUUUAGCAAGUUGCUGGAGGUAUUGGCAGUGUUUCAAGGGAGGCCAGCGAUCAAGCGUGAGGCAACCACUCACGUUGAGUACGAACUCACAGAUUACGGACUGUAUUUUAAUGGGAUGUCAGUGAUAUCUCACUUUCUGGAACAUAUAUCCAAGGCACUUAACAAGACCUCAUCCGAAGAUUCCUCGCACUAUUUGUUGAAGCUAACUGUUUGCCAGAUCAUACGGACUCUAUUCAUCAAACAUGAAUCUCCGAAAGAGAGUGAGAUGGGAGUUAACAAGAUUGUUGAAAACCAAGAACCCGUGGUUGAGUUCCAUACUUUACAACUCAACAAUGUUUCGACUCGUAUCGUCAAUUUUGAUGUAUUGAGUGAGAAGGUGAGCUUCCUGCACCCAUUACACUCCUUUCUUUCUUGGUGUAUUGAGAUGAGUCCAUCGCUUUCGAAAGAGUCUAUAUUUGGGUUCUUCAUGGACUGUAUUGACCAGAUUCCGAGAGUGUUUGAUGUUGGCUCACCGGACGCCUUCCUCAAGGGCGACUAUACGAAAGCAGUGUUUGAUAUUCCCUUAAGGACAAUUGUAUUGUUAUCGCAAAUCAAGGUUGGAUUGUGGGUCAGGAACGGUCUGAGUAUAAGAAAUCAGAUGAACAUUUACAAAAAUUCAGGCAUACGCGAGUUUGGUUAUUUCAGAGACUUGUUUUUGGUUCAGGUGUUUUGCGCUUUCCAAAGCACUGAUGUAAGCCUACCCACACUGAUCGAUAGAUGGGGUCUUGUUGAUUGGUGUCAAGGACAUUAUGAAAAUUCUCCAUACACCACAGCACAUCUUCAUGAAAUGGCUGAAGAGUUUAUGUUGUUUCUGAUCAACUUGCUCACUGAGGACUUGCAUCUGCAUAAGAAAAGUGCAGCGGAAAUUCCAGAUUUGCGAAUUAAAAAGGAGAUCAUUCAAUCUCUAUGUUUCAAGCCUGUCAGCUAUAGCAAGAUCACUUCAGAAAUAUCAGAGCACAUAACCUCAGAAAAGAGGUUCUUUAUCGUGUUCAACCAGUGCGUUGACGAGAUUCCACGGAAAACUGCUUCCCAGGCGCUCAGGGAGGCGAAAACAUACAAAUUGAAAGACGAGCUUUAUGACAAAGUGGAUCCGUACUAUAUCCACUACAGUUCAAAUAAAAGGGAGGAUUGUAUGAGGAUACUCAAAGAGCGUAUUCAUCAUAUCACUAAGGUACCAAUGACUGAGGUUUAUGUUUCCCCCAAGGAAAUCAACUGGGAUGAUGGUCCAUUCAAAGGCCUGACUAAAAUUACCUGCUCUGUCCAUUUCACGUCUAUUUUGGAAAGCACCCUCAAAUACUGUCUGGGCCAUGUCAGACCCGAGUCUUCCAUUGAUACAUUGCUUGAUUUCACAUUGCAUUUGACACACAUCGCUCUCUGUUUGCCCAAUGCGUCCGAGUUUAUCUCGCUUUAUAUCCGGAACUCCAAGGUUCCUUCAUUGAUUUAUUCCUUGCUUCUAAAAGAGAAAUUCAGAGCUUACUUUCCCAAAUGCAGGGCCAUUUUGAAAAUUGUGUGCGACCAUUUUGGAAAUGACGAUGACGUGCUGACAGAAAUGAUGCCAGAAUAUAACUCAUCUAACAUCAAACCAUCGAGCACAUCUGAAGAAUCCGUCUCAGAUAAGAAAAAACGGCUUGCAAAGAAAAAACGCUGUCAAAUUCUGGCCAAAUUCAAGAAGCAGCAACAAAAGUUCGCUGAAAACUUCAGCGUCGAUGGUACAGAUCUGAUGGAUGUUGAUGACUAUGACUCUAAUGAGGAGGAUAAUAGCUGGACUUUUCCUCAUGAAAGAUGCAUUCUUUGUCAAAUGCCUGCAAAUUACGAGAACGAACCGUUUGGGAUCAUCAGUUACAUUUUGCAAAGCAACGAAUUCAGAACUAUUCCGUUUGAUGAUAAAUACUGGUUUUACAAGAACUUCACCGGAAAUGCAAAUUUGGAUGAGGCAGAAAUUCCCAGAGAUACAAAAGUACAGGCUUUUUUAAAAAAGGUGGAAGAAGAUGCCGUUAUUGGACCUGGAUUCCCAAGUAACGAGCAUGCGUGUAACGAAAAUCACGCGGUCUUCAAUAGCUGUUGCCAUGGUAUGCACUUCUCCUGUUACUCGAGCUUUCUCAAAUCCAUCAAAGCAAGACAAAUUUCACAGAUCACAAGGACAAUACCGGAAGACGUGUCGCGCCAGGAGUUUCUCUGUCCAUUGUGCAAAGCCGUUAACAAUAUCUUUGUUCCAAUAUACUAUACAUCAAACAGUAUCAGUUUCCUCAACAAACUCAGAAACAAGUCUGCAUCAAUCCUUGACCCUGGGCUAGAAAAUGUUUUACAGAAAAGCUCUUCGCAGCUCGAAGUCAUCAAGAACGAUCUAAUUGGAUAUGUGAAGUCUAAUGUCAAACCUCAAUACUGGUUUAUUAAGGAUGAUAAUCUGACAGUGGACACAGCUUCAAAAUCUUUUUUGGCAUUGAAUCAUUCGCUGAGCGCACUUGCUGUUCUUUCUUUACCGUUUGAUGGUAUAAGCUCGCUGAUAACAAAGACAAUCGAAUCAGUGGAGAUCUCUCUGAGAGGGCUCUACUAUGACCCAGGGGCUUUACAGCUUUUGAUAUACGAGAUUCCCAACCAGUCCCUGACUUCAUUGCGUGUUUGGAGCCAAUUCCGUGAGCUGAUUAGAAAUGCAGAGACUGCUACGUCCACAACCAAUCAAUAUAGUCGCAGCUUUUUGACGUAUCCCGAACGACUUUUGGGAUUAUGGAACAACAUAUACAAAGAUGAGGAUCUUCUUCAUGAGGGCGAAGACUACUUCAAGCUUCUAGUGGGGGCCGAAGAGGUUCCUAGUUUGGGUCUUGAUUACAGCAGGCUUCUUCAUUUGUGCUAUCUGAAGCAUGUGAGGCAGUCAUUGUUGAGUCUGAUGAGCAAAUUGGAGACUAUGCAAUUUGAUUCUGACGAUUUGAUCAAUGAUCUUGCCGACAUACCGUACAAUUCGCCUAAGCUCGACUGGAUUUGGCAAACAUUUUGUGGAAACGAAUACUCGCAGGCUAGUGGUAUUUUGUACUCGAUGCUUGUGAGGCUGGUGACGCCAUUUCUUAGAAGAUGUCUGAUCUAUUCCUUUGUGCGCUUCUCCGUACUGCUUCCUGGGGAUCUUCCGGACUUGACGCAAUUCUCUCUUGAAUGUGACAAGUUGUGUGCAGUUAUGGAUCUUCCGAAUCUUCAUGACGUCCUGGAAGCUUUUCCGCUGGAACAAUUUAGAACCUCCAUGGAUAGGAAAUUGCAGUUGCGCGAUGCUAAAAUCCAAUUUUCUGCUCAAAUGAGGCUAAUCUCUCUGCCUCACCGCCUGAACAAGUUCUUCAGUCUUUACUAUAACAAGCUUACAGAUAAGCCUUCUGACCCCGCCAUAUGUCUCUUCUGUGCCAAGUUGGUCCAUCUCCAGGUUCAAAAUUAUGGUGACCGUCUUGGAGCUUGCAAUAUCCACCUGAAGUGGGAAUGCAUAAAUGGCGAGUUUGGCAUUUUCUUCAUUCCAAAAAGCAACUCUAUUCUUCUACUGAACAAAGGUAAAGGAUCAUUUUUUGAAAGUCCAUAUCUGGAUGACUAUGGUGAAAUAGAUCAAGAUUCCAAGAAGGGACACGACCUUUCGCUUUCGCAGCCCAAAUAUGACGAAUUCAUCCGAACUGUCUGGCUACAGCAUAACAUUCCAAAUCAGAUUGCGCGCAAACUGGAGAGUCAGAUCGACAUUGGAGGUUGGGAGACGUUAUGA